This is a messenger RNA of Capsicum annuum, 946 nucleotides long. Its product is annotated as Werner Syndrome-like exonuclease. The record is from RefSeq and is a predicted model, not a curated record. Gene Ontology annotation, cellular component: cytoplasm; nucleus. NCBI's taxonomy places the organism in Eukaryota, Viridiplantae, Streptophyta, Magnoliopsida, Solanales, Solanaceae. Bases 49 to 681 code for a protein of 210 amino acids. The transcript has a single exon. Gene Ontology annotation, molecular function: nucleic acid binding; 3'-5' exonuclease activity. Gene Ontology annotation, biological process: nucleobase-containing compound metabolic process.
AAGUCAUAUCUUUUUACCUUUAAAAAAAAAAACACAAAGUAGAGAAAGAUGUAUUCUUACUACAGUAAUCCGAAUGGAAUAACUUACAACCCAACUACUUCCAAAUACUCAGUCACCUUCGCUGGAAAAGCUAUAGAAACUACCGUCAGUGACAAAGGCUCCGUCAUCGACGAAUGGGUACGUCAAAUUCUUUCGUUACAUGGUAACACUCCCAUGGUGGUGGUUGGUCUAGACAUUGAGUGGAGACCCCAUGAAAUAAAAUGGAUGAGUAACAAAUCUGCAACGUUACAAUUAUGUAUCGACGAAAAGUGCCUUAUUGUCCAACUCUUUUACGUGGAUGAAAUUCCAAAAUCCCUCAAGGAUUUUCUCAGUAGUGAUAAUUUUACGUUUGUUGGAAUUGAGGUUGCUGAUGAUGUGAAAAAGUUGAAGGAUGAAUAUGAGUUGGAUUGUGCUAAGAGUGCUGAUAUUCGUGCGAUGGCUAAGCAGCGUUGGCCGGGGAGGUUUCGCAGACCAGGGCUGAAAGAUCUUGCUUUGGAAGUUGUAGGUUUGAAUAUGAAGAAGCCUAAGCAUGUGUGUAUGAGUAAUUGGGAGGCAAGGGAGCUGAGUAAUGACCAGGUUGAGUAUGGGUGCAUUGAUGCUUAUGCUUCCUAUAAGAUUGGUUACAAACUUUUGCUUGAGUAAUAAUAUAAGUCGUCUUUUGCAUAAUAUAUGAUGCAUAAUAUUAUACUAGUAGUAUUAGGGCUUAAUGUUGACAGUUUACCUUUGUUUAUUUGUAUUGAUUAAUUAGAAGCAGACGAAUGGGAAUUAGCUUAUAUAUAGUUGGAACAUAUAUUAUCGGCAUGGAAUGGCUUUUAUGUCACAAAGUGCUGGAGAUAGCACUUGUUUUUGUACUGUUUUAAAUUAUACUUAAUUAUUAAGUACUGCUCUUUUUGGAUCAAGUCAAAAA